AGGAAGUGAUUUCUCGCGGUUUUAAAAGUUGAGCUUCCACUUACCAAUCAUUUCAUGCAGAAAACCACAUUUUAAAAGAGCAUUUGUCUUCGGGCCUUUGGAAACAUUCACCAGACAGAAGUGUCAUCUCUGUGGAGUGGGUGGAUUCAAAAGCCUGGACCCAGGCAACAAAGUAACCCUCAACCGAGCAGCAGACCGGGACGACGCUCCUCCAGAAGAGCCUGAGGUUUAAACACAACUAAAAGUGAGCGGAGGAGUCUCUAGUGUCACCUGUCACCUGUCACCUGUCCGCUCAACACCUGGCCGACGGGGUGCGGUCUGCGCAUGCGCCAUCAUCAGGUCUAUUAAAGCUCUUGGACCAGCACCUCCCCUCCAGUGGAGCUCGGGUCUAGCCAGGGUUCAGAGGUCUCCUUCCAGGUCUCCUCCCAGGUCUCCUUCCAGGUCUCCUCUCUGCACACAGCUGGAUUAUUCCUCCCUGUCGUCCGACCCCAGAGAUGCCUCGCUCCUUCAUGGUGAAGAGUAAGAAGGCGCACAGCUACCACCAGCCCCGGUCAGAGGAGGACAGGCUGGACACGGUGCACAUCUGCUCAGAAGCAGAUCAGCUCCAGGCCCACAGGUUCGGUCUCUCCCCGGACCACCACCUGUCCGACGCUGCUGAUUUCUCCCCGCAAAGCUGCACCGACAGUGUGUGCGGUCGCUCCCCGGACUACGAGGACUUCUGGAGGCCUCCAUCUCCCUCAGCAUCCCCAGUGGACUCUGAUAAAUCGCUCUCUCCGUUGGUGGAAGAGACCCGGCCCUUCACCAUCCCCUUCCGGCCGUAUGCCUGGAGCAGCUACCCCCUGGUGCAGCAGAGCCUCCACCCCGGCCUGGAGGUGGACAGGGCCCCGGCAGCGUUGGCCUUCUACGGGGACAGGAGCACCUCGGGCCUUUACGCAGAGGAGCCGUACGGAGACUACAGGAGGCACUCUGCUGCCCUGCUGUUCCCACAGGGAGGAGGCCUGCACGGGAAGGCCCACACCGGGAAGGCCCGGGCCGACCUGCUGUGCUCCAGUCUGGUCCUCAACGGGGCCUUCAAGUGCAUCAAGUGCAGCAAGGUGUUUUCCACUCCGCAUGGUUUGGAGGUCCACGUCCGCAGGUCGCACAGUGGCACCAGGCCAUUUGCGUGUGAAAUCUGCGGCAAAACCUUCGGACACGCAGUCAGCCUGGAACAACACAAAGCCGUGCAUUCUCAGGAAAGAAGCUUCGACUGCAAGAUAUGCGGCAAAAGUUUCAAGAGGUCUUCUACUCUGUCCACUCACCUGCUCAUCCACUCCGACACCCGGCCCUACCCGUGCCAGUACUGUGGGAAGAGGUUCCACCAGAAGUCCGACAUGAAGAAGCACACCUUCAUCCACACAGGUGAGAAGCCACACAAAUGCCAGGUGUGCGGGAAAGCCUUCAGCCAGAGCUCCAACCUCAUCACACACAGCAGGAAGCACACCGGCUACAAACCCUUCGGCUGCGACCUCUGCGGGAAAGGGUUCCAGAGGAAAGUGGACCUGAGGAGACACAACGAGACCCAGCACGGCCUGAAGUGAGGCGGGCUGCGAACACAUGAUGUAACUGACUUUAUGUGAAUCAUUGUUCCUGAAAGGAGGGAGGACAUCUGACAAACAAGCGCCGAGUUUGAGGACAUUUCUUGGCUCAAGACUCACUUCGAUCCACUUUGUAAAAAAAAAAAA
Messenger RNA from Anoplopoma fimbria (sablefish), 1721 nucleotides. It is a transcript of the gene gfi1ab, whose product is annotated as growth factor independent 1A transcription repressor b. The coding region runs from base 495 to 1577 and encodes 360 amino acids. Lineage: Eukaryota; Metazoa; Chordata; Actinopteri; Perciformes; Anoplopomatidae. The transcript is spliced from 9 exons. Gene Ontology annotation, cellular component: nucleus. The record is from RefSeq and is a predicted model, not a curated record.